AUGAUCGUGCAUUUUGGACGAAUCCCGAUUGAGGAAACGGUGAUGCUGUAUCUGAUCGGUGACACAAAACAUCCGCCGAAAGCCUCCCCGUACGCGGAACAACAACGAUUGGCUAGAAAACUUCUCUCCACUCCAAGGCUCUCCGGUUUUUGUGUGGCCCCGCUUCGCGACACCACGAAAUUGGUCGUCUUCGGCCUAAAGCGCCACCUCGAUCCACCGUGCCCGGAACUUGAGCACUUGAUAUUGGAUUUUAAUUUAUCGAUCGAGUCCGUACAACGGCCCGAUCACACUUUCGUCGAAGCGGCCAUCAAGUUCACACUCUUUUUCUGGCUGGAAGCUGAGGGAUACGCAAAAGUUGGCGACGCGUUGAUGCCACAUGACAGUUUAUUCGCGCCACCACAUGAAGGAAUGCUUCAAAUCGCUUUUAACAUAAACGUUUCGCCGGACUACGAUGUUGAUGUGAGCUUUAUGGCGAGAAUGGUUCGUGUGCAAGUGCUGGAGGAAUGGCUGUUUGAACGAUGCAAUAGUCAACUGCAAGAACGAUGGGUGUUCGUGUUACCAAAGCUCGGUCGCGGCCGUGUGGUGGGCGCUCAUCGGGCGCUGCCCGCGCACUCUCCGUUUGCCACCUACGGACAACUGCGAGAGUACUGGAGUGAAUCGUAUGGAUACACACUUCCACCACGGGAUCCCGAUUGCUACUAUGAUAUCAAGUUCAACGGAAUGAGGCACACGUUCUUAUAUCCGUAUUUUCUCGUGUGGGCGCAAAAGCCGGAGCCAAUCCAUUUUAUGGCAUCAAUGGAGCACGAGCGAAAUGCAUGCAAAGAGUUUCUCGUGUCGUUGAAGAACUGUUGUCAGGGACGAGUGAUUGGUGGCUUCGAAGUUGAUGUUAGACUCAAAGCCGGCGAAGUGAACAAGAUCACCGCUUCUGUGGCCUCGUUGCAACAACGGCGACAACUAAUGGUGCCGAAAUUGGGUCCAUUUCGACCGGAUGCCCCAUUUAAGCGGCCGAUAAUUGUCUCACCGGAGGAAGAGGACUCGUCAAGUGAAGAGGAUUUCCUGACCAGCAAAUUAUCGAGCUCCCGUACCAACUUGGUGGAGAGUAUCAAGCCGACAUUUGGAUAUCAGAAAGUUUCUCCGGCUGAAAUGGCAAAGUCUCUUGGGAAAAAGAGAGAUUUCAACGCGAGUUUGACGAGCGAUUUAGAGCCACUCGAGAAGAAGAAACGAGGAUUUCUAAGGGAAUUUCAGCACUCAAAUGAAAAGAAAACUUUCGCCGGUCCAUCCUUCUCCUUGCAAGUUCCACAAUCGGCCACUCAACUCGCGAAAGAACAGCCGGCUAAUAAAGAAAUGAAACUUAAGCAGGUCUCCUUCUCGAAGCUGGCCGCUGAUGCUUCAAAAAGUGUCGAAGAUCCACCGCAAAUGCCCGUCAAAUCGUCUCUUUCGUACAAGCUGAAAAGGAGUUUCGAGGUGGCGGCGAAGACAUCAUUGGACACUUCAAUGGCCACGAAGGAUCUCGGUGAUCGUGUUGAUGAACCUUUGCUGAAAAAAGAACAGACCUUUGCCACUUCAUCGCCAACCGGGAAGACCCUGAGAACACCGCUGCUGGAUCUGAAGAAUAAAACGAUGCCAUCUCAACGCGUCUCCCAGCCCAGGGCUGAGCCUAAAAACGAGAAAACAAACUUUGCCACUCCAUUGAUGAGGAAGCCGGGUACAUCACACGCUUCACAAGUCGUCAUUGAUGUGCCGAACACUCAACAGCGACCACCACCUGACCGCUCUCAACUCUCACAAGUGAAUCCCAGCCAACCAUAUCGGGUUGUGCUGAGCGAUGGGAUCUAUCCGAUUGGAUCAACUCCGCGUCGUACGCCUCACCGCAUGCCGAACAUCGAAUUC
Mesorhabditis belari is the source of this 1890-nucleotide messenger RNA. NCBI's taxonomy places the organism in Eukaryota, Metazoa, Nematoda, Chromadorea, Rhabditida, Rhabditidae. The record is from the annotation of a GenBank genome assembly.